GGAGUGGAUACAUAAAAGAAGACUUAGGAUGAUAGUCUACUCAUUCUAACUUCAUCUGUUAAUAAUAUGGCUCAUCUAAUAGAGUUUACUAUAGGCAUCCUUCUUUUGAUUAUUACGGAAAUUGCAGCACAAAGCUGCGGAGUCACUAGAUAUGGAAAUUCUACAGACAGCAUAAGGAUUGUUGGUGGACGGUUGGCUUCUAGAGGAGAGUUUCCAUGGCAAGUUUCUUUAGAGUUGAACCAUCCCCAAAAAGGCAAAAUACCCCAUUUCUGUGGCGGUGUGCUAAUUGACAAAGAUUGGAUUCUCACAGCUGCACAUUGUGUUGUAAACCCGUCUUUUGUGUUACCCCAUCCAUCAUAUUGGCAAGCUCGAUUGGGUGAACUGAAUUUAAAAGAUCCUGAUGGCACAGAAAAGAAAAUAGGUAUUUCUCAAAUUUACCAUUAUCCAUGGUAUCAUGGCUAUGAUUCAGAUAUUGCCCUCAUGAAAUUAUCUGAAUCAGUUACGAAUAAUGAAAACAUUAAACCAAUUUGUUUGCCCAAAGAGACUGAUACGUUUCAAGGAAUGUUCUGCACUGCAUCAGGAUGGGGCAAAGUUCAAAUGAGUUCUAAGGCAUCGGAAGAUCUCCGAGCAGUAGCCAUUGAAGUAUUCGACAACACUAAGUGUCAAGCAUACACAACGAAAUUUCGAAUACCAUUGCAAAUUUGGCAUCUCUGUGCAGGAACAUUACAUGGUGGAAAGGGCACAUGUCAAGGAGAUUCAGGUGGUCCAUUAGCUUGCAAAACAGCAGAUAGAGGAUGGGUUUUAGCUGGCCUGACAAGUUUUGGAUCCGGAUGUGCCAAAUCCGGCUUUCCGGAUGUUUAUACUCGAGUUAGUUAUUUUUUGCCAUGGAUAAAGCAAAUGAGAGGUUAUUAAUUGUCUAACAAAAAUAACCGGGAAACUUAAAUUAUUUUAUUGUACCGAGCUUUUUGUUGUAGGAACAUCAUUCUUCAUUAUAUUUGAUGAACAAAUUUCGUAUACAUUACGUAUUACGUGAUAUAUAUGCACUAUUUUCGGAAAUAUAUCAGAAUUCAUUUCUAUUUAAAACAUAUGGUUCCUCUAAUGUGGUCAAUUUAAAUGUUUCUGCAUGUUGCUUAAACCAUGAAAAUAAAAAAGAAUUUUUUAGUU
Messenger RNA from Parasteatoda tepidariorum (common house spider), 1164 nucleotides. RefSeq names its product trypsin-1. Gene Ontology annotation, molecular function: serine-type endopeptidase activity. Gene Ontology annotation, biological process: proteolysis. The record is from RefSeq and is a predicted model, not a curated record. Lineage: Eukaryota; Metazoa; Arthropoda; Arachnida; Araneae; Theridiidae.